Tetrapisispora phaffii CBS 4417 is the source of this 2478-nucleotide messenger RNA. RefSeq lists its product as uncharacterized. Bases 1 to 2478 code for a protein of 825 amino acids. The transcript has a single exon. The record is from RefSeq and is a predicted model, not a curated record. NCBI's taxonomy places the organism in Eukaryota, Fungi, Ascomycota, Saccharomycetes, Saccharomycetales, Saccharomycetaceae.
AUGACAAGUGAUAGAUUGAGAUACGUCGACUCGAUAUUAUCUAACAAAGCUCCAAAUGAAGCUCUUGAAAUUUUACGCUUGAGAACAUCUGAGGCAAAGCUAAUUGACAAAGAAUUUUAUAAUGUUAUGAAUGAUUACCAAAAGAUAAGAGAGAAUUAUAAUUCUCAAUUAUCACAGCUUCUUAAAAAAUACGAGAAUAAAGCUGAUCUUAAAAUGGUUAUUAAUGAAAAAUUAGUUAGUGAAAAUGUUUUAAGUGCUUCAGAACUCAAUGAAUAUGAAUAUUUUCCAAAUGUAAGCACCGAUUUAAUGAAUCUAUGGAAAUUAUUCUUGAAUGAAUUGAAAAAUGAGUAUAAAAGCAACGAAAGAUUAAAUCAUUUGAUCAAUGAAGAAUCCUUGAGACCUUUAAGAGUUUUUUCUGAAAGGGAUUCUAAUUGGAAUAAGAGCAGAAAAUUGUAUUCAAGUUUGUCAGCAAUGAAAGAAAAUAAUAACAAUGAAUUUUCUGAUAACUGGAAUUCAAAAGGCCCAUAUAUCUAUGAAUUAUUUGAAACUAUAGAUUUUGACCAUUUAGCAAACAUCAAAUCAUCUAUUAUAAGAUACCAAACAAAUUAUAAUGAUUAUCUAGUAAAUGCAACCAAACAUAGUGAAAAACCAUUGUCAUCUUAUUCGGAUUAUGACCCUUCAAAGGAAAUCGAUAGAUUUGCGUCAGAAGCUUCAAACUUUGAUUUUAAAUUUAUUUCGUCAAACAAUAGUCCUAGUAAACCCAUGAAGAAAAGGAGCACUUUUGGAAAUCUAACUUCUAGGUUGCAUUCGUCAUCAACAUUGAACUAUAAUGAACUAAUGAACAACGAAUUCUCAGAUUCAACAAACAAUAUGUCGUUGAAAAAUAAUAAGAAAGGUGAUAGCAGAUUAAAAUCAACAAUGGGCUCAAUUUUUGGCAGAAAUAAGAAUAAGACAACUAAUCAAAAUUCAUUAAAUAAUGAAAAAGACGUGAGAAUUGAUACUGUGGAAGAAGACUUCAAUAUUAACCAAGCUGUCAGAUCUUCAUCAAGACGUGCAACAACAAAUUCAAUAAAACCAGAAUAUUUUAAAAGGGGCUCUUUUAGUAGCGACAAUAUAGAUAGCGCAGAAGAUCUAAAUAAUAGAUCAAGUUCUAGACCACACAGCCGGAUGAACAGUACUACUACCGAUUUCCGUAAGUCGGCAAGUAAACGUAAUAGUAUAUAUAAUAGCCUAAAAGAAACAGAUGAUAACGCAUCUCCCUUUGCGGACCAACCACCGGUACAGGAUGAAAAUAAUUCACAAUUACAUUCCGAUUCUUCAUCUAAUAGUAACAAAAUUUCUCAUCUCUCCAUGUAUCAACCUCCACUAAAACCACUUCCUAGAACUGUUAAAACGGAGCCAAUAUUACCAAGCUUUGGUAACAUGGCAAUAAAUUCAAACAUUGUUCCUCAACAACAACAACAACUAACUAAUGGAAAAUCUUUAUUUUCAAAUGUAUCAAAUUUUAAUAUGCCUCAUGUUCAGUCGACUAUGACAAGCCCAUUCCAGCAACCACCCCAAGCAGCUGGAGUACACCAACCUGUACCAGACUUAUUUUCUCAAGUAACAGGUGAACUUCAGACUUUAGAUCCUCAAACAACUGGUCCAUUAGCAUCUAUGCAACAAGGGCAAUCUGUUUUUCAACAUUCAUCUGAUAAGACAGUUUAUGGUUUGAGUGCAAGUAUAGCUGAGGUGAUUAAUGCCAAGUUUAGAGAAGGAAUACUAGUCGAGUCAGAAGUUAUUGGUGAAAUUGCUUUCAGUUAUGUACCUAACUAUCAUGCGAAUAGUAUUCCAGAUUACAUUAAUUUAAGAAUUAAGAAUUCCUCGAAUUUUGAUAAAACUAUAUUAAAUCAAGGAUACAUCGAAAAAAUUAACAACGAGGACUAUAAACUAUAUCCAAACUUUAUAGAAUCAAAAACAUUAGGUGGAUUGAAGUAUACGAUCAAACCUGCCGAAGCACCAAUUAUAAUAUUACCUGUUUGGAAUUUUGAAAUACAUCAAGCGAGUGUAGUGUUAACCUUAAAGUUGUCUCCAGACCUAUCACCAAGUGUUCAAAAAUUAGUAUUAGAGGAUGUCACAAUAUUUGUAACAGUAGAUGGUGCAGAAACUGUUUCUGCGUUAUCAAAACCACAGGGGACAUUCAAUAAAGAAAAGAAAAGAAUCACUUGGAGAUUCACAGAGCCAUUAGUUUUACACAGAAAUUCGGAAGAAAGGUUAAUUGCCAGAUUUAUGACUAAUGGGUUAGGUAUAGAAUCAACCAAAGGAAUAUCUGCUAAGUUUACUAUUCGUGAAAAUACUCAUCAAAAUAUUGCAGUCGGCAGCGCUCUAAUAAUUGAGUCAAAAGAACAUGAUGAAAAGAACCCAUUUGGUAGUCCAUGGAAGAGUAUUGAUACUACAAGAACAUUGACCGCAGGAAACUAUAUAGGUUUAUCUAUUUGA